Molecule: messenger RNA, 1273 nt
Organism: Empidonax traillii (willow flycatcher)
Lineage: Eukaryota; Metazoa; Chordata; Aves; Passeriformes; Tyrannidae
Gene: WASF2
Product: WAS protein family member 2
Exons: 8
Biological process (GO): positive regulation of Arp2/3 complex-mediated actin nucleation; actin cytoskeleton organization
Cellular component (GO): cytoskeleton; SCAR complex; lamellipodium
Molecular function (GO): Arp2/3 complex binding; protein kinase A regulatory subunit binding
Source: RefSeq, a predicted model, not a curated record
GGCUCCGUCAGGGCAGGGAGGGGGAGCCGUGGAAUGGCGGACGGGCGGGCCGGCCCGCCCUGGUGGUAGCGAGCCCGGGGACCCCGAGGGGACAGCCGCGGACAGGUGCCUGAAGCAGGUCCACCAUGCCGUUAGUAACGAGGAACAUUGAGCCAAGGCACCUGUGCCGUCAGACGUUGCCUAGCGUUCGGAGCGAGCUGGAAUGCGUGACCAACAUCACCCUGGCAAAUGUCAUUCGACAGCUGGGCAGCCUGAGUAAAUCCGCAGAAGACAUAUUUGGAGAGCUGUUUACCCAAGCCAACACCUUUGCCUCUCGGGUGAGCGUUCUGGUCGAGAGGGUCGACCGCUUGCAAGUCAAAGUCACUCAGCUGGACCCCAAAGAGGAAGAAGUCUCCCUGCAAGGCAUUAACACCAGGAAGGCCUUCAAAAGCUCCACAACUCAGGACCAGAAGCUCUUUGACAGAGAUUCUCUCCCUGUGCCUGUCCUCGAAACCUACAGGACCUGCAAUACUCCUCCACCUCUCAACAUCCUCUCACCUUACAGGGAUGAUGGCAAAGAGGCGCUUAAAUUCUACACGGAUCCUUCAUAUUUCUUCGACCUCUGGAAAGAGAAAAUGCUUCAGGACACCAAGGAUAUCAUGAAGGAGAAGAGGAAGCAUAGGAAAGAGAAAAAGGAGAACCCGAACCGAGGAAACGUGAAUCCACGGAAAAUCAAGACCCGGAAAGAAGAGUGGGAGAAGCUGAAAAUGGGACAGGAAUUUGUCGAGUCAAAGGACAAACACGGUCCUGCUGGGUACCCCUCCAACAUGGUGUAUCAGAACGGCAGCAUCGGCUCCAACGAGAGCAUGGAUGGGAACUGCUACCCGCCACCGCCGCAGACUGACUCCAUUGUGCCACCACCUCCUUCGUUCCCAGAUGACAGCCUGCCUCCACCCCCGGUGGAAUUUAGCUAUCCUGUAGACAACCAAAGAGGUUCUGGUUCUGGAGGGACCAAACGGUCCAGCCUGGUCAGCCCGAGCCACCCACCACCAGCUCCUCCGAUCGGAUCCCCCUCGGCAACCAGGCCGGGCUUUGCUCCCCCUCCGGCUCCUCCUCCUCCACCACCACUGAUGGGAAACCCCCCUCCUCCACCACCUCCCAUGGGCUUCCCCUCCCCGGGAACCCCCCCACCACCCUCACCCCCUUCUUUCCCCCCUCACCCCGAGUUCGCUGCCCCUCCACCCCCCCCACCCCCUCCGGCAGUCGACUAUUCCAGUGUGCUCCCACCUCCGCU